GCAAAACGAUCCUGAACAGCCUUCUUCCUGCGAUUGAUCUUGUGUAACCGUGUGUUUAACCGAACCAAGGCUCUGAUACCACUUGUUAGGAAUCAGAGAUCAGAGGCGGUCAAGCGGAAGCGAACAAACACACACACACAAAUAGCAGAAAAUAAGAACACGAGAUUUAACGUGGUUCGGUCAGUAAACUACUCCACGGGUUGCAACUAGGGUUUAUCUUUUAUUAGGUGCUCACAGAUUAUAGUUACAUGAUUGGGUAUUUAUAAGAUAUAAACUAGGGUUAACAACUUGCUAAACAAGAAACAACUAAUGGGCCCUUUAAUUAAUAACUAAAACCGGCCCCCCAUGUUUCUUCCCUUUAGCCGACCAGGCUUAAAGCCCACAGCUCUAAAGCCUUCACCGAAUAACCCAACAAGAUAGACUCUAGAGAAGUGGUUGAAUUGGAAGAAAAGACUCCCGAGAACCUAUGAGGAAAUCCUCCAUUAAGACGAUGGUGCAAACACGCAGCAAUGCCAAUGUGGGUACCGGAGCUCCCCAACAGGGGGAGAACAGCACCACUGGAGGUCGGAACCCUCCCAUCACUACCGGAGAGGCAGAGGCCCUCAUUCAGAGGGUUGGAAUCACGGCCGAACAGUUCAAAGAGGUGAUGGCUGCACUUGCACCCAACCGCGAGGUUGUGGUAGAAGAAGUGGCCGGGGGACCCACAGGUGGGAAGGCUGGACCCGCGGGCUCCCAAGGGAAAAAGAAGAAAGUAAGGCGAUCCCAGAAGAAGAAGGCGACCAAGCCUAAUGGGAAAGCCGUGAUGGCGGAUGCGCUUUCCAGGUUGGACGAGGAGGACGGGUCGUCCUCCUUUGAGCGGAUGUCUGCCUUUGACUGUUUGGGAGACCCCAAGUCAAAGAAACUUCGGACCUCUGCGUUCGAACGGCUGCAGGACACUCGGUCGGCCCGAAAAGGCGACUUGAGGGACACGCUCAAGGAGAAGAGAGGGGAGUCCACAGCGACCUCCAAGGUCAGCUCUGAGGAGCGACGGACGACCGAUAAGGGCGCAGCUGAGCUGUGGAAAAUGUACGAACAACUGGAGAAGCGUCUGGACGCCCAAAACCCUUAUCGCCAAACGGUCUUCAGUGAGGUAACACCUUUCUCCAGAAGGAUAAUGUCAUGUCCCCUCCCAGAUAAUUUCAAAACUCCCCAAAUCAAGGCGUACAACGGGACGACUGAUCCCCAGGACCACCUCGCCCGCUUCGGGGCUAACGUGGUCAUGUACGCGUACCCAGAAGAGAUCAAGUGUAGAUGUUUCCUGGCAACACUAGAAGGGCAAGCUUGUGAAUGGUUCCACAAGUUGCCCAAAGGGUCGAUAGACAAGUGGAGCAACCUGGCCCACAAGUUCUUGGAGCACUUCGCAUCCAGCCGAAGACAGAAGCUCCCCUUCUCGCAUCUGCUCAAUGUGAAGAUCCGGAAGGGGGAACAGCUCCGAGAAUUCAUAAACAGGUGGGAGAAGGAGGCCGACGACCAGGCCCUGAUCGCCAUGCUCCAAGCUGCACUCCCCCAAGGGGAUGUGCGCAAGGAGCUGCGACGGAAUCCUCUCUCAACCUACCAGGAGAUGUUGGCCAGGGCGAAGUACUUGGCGUUAGAAGAAGAAGAUGAUGAGCCACCAGUCCGGAAGGAGAAGAAAAGCGGACCACCGGUGGCAGAAGGGAAGAAGAGAAAGGACUAUGGUAAGGGGCCAAACCCUACCGGAUAUCAUGCGAACAGACAUCCUGUUCACGCGCACCCACAUUACGUCGGAGUGCGUUACGUUGAAGAAGGAGAUGGAUCAGCUGAUUGCAAGGGGCCACCUCCUCGGGCGGACCGACCACCCUCGAGUAACCGGACCUGGAGGAGGCCAUCAGCUCCCGCGGCAGCGAUCACAGCGGGGGAAGGGCAGGAAGAUGGGCGGCGACAUCUAGGGCGAGACUGUGAGGACCUAGAUGAAGAAGAAAGGCAAGGCCGCCGACACCUGGGGUGCCGGUUCAUCAUGGGAGGAAACACGGGGGGAGAUUCAGUAUCCUCCCGGAAGAAAUGGAAGAACAUGGUGUAUCUGGCCGAGGUACAGAGGCCGCCGCUACCAAAGCGGAAGAAGAAAGAACCCCUGGUUUUUACAGACGAGGAUUAUCCCCCAGUCCUCAGCCCUCAUAGGGAUGCUCUGGUGAUAAAGGUGGAGAUCAAUAAUGUGGUUGUUCACCGAACUUUGGUCGAUACGGGUAGCUCGGUCAACGUCAUGUACAGCAACACCUUUAAGGAGUUGGGGUUGUCCCGGAGUGACCUGAAACCAAUCCAUACACCACUAUCAGGGUUCACAGGGGAUACUAUAGAGGCUGAAGGAACCAUCACGGUGAAGGCUGGGGUAGGAGAUGGCACCCACCGACUCUGGGUCGACAUGGAAUUUAUGGUAGUGCAGCUCGAUUGUGCACACCAUUUGAUCCUGGGGCGACCAGGGUUGGAGGACUUGGAGUGCGUGAUCUCCCCGGCCCACCUAUGCCUCAAGUUCAACACUCCCACGGGAGUGGGGGUGGCCAAGGGAAACCAAAGCCUGUCACGGUCGUGCUACGUCAGGGUAACCAAAAGCCAAGCCCGGGUCGACGAGAAUGUAAGCACGAUCUGCGCUGCAAUCCAGAAGGAGGAGGGGCGACCGCGAGCUGAGCCAGCGGAAGAGGUCGAGGAAGUUUCUCUGGAUCCGGUCGACCCAGAGCGGAAGGUGAAGGUAGGCAAGACCUUGCCGCUGGAAUUAAAGGAGCAGCUACUGGAGGUCCUCCGCGCAUUCAAGGUGCUAUUUGCUUGGGGGCCAGAGGAUAUGUCAGGGGUCGACCCAAAGAUCAUCUGCCAUAGAUUGGCGGUGGAUCCGACCUACAAGCCGGUCAAACAGAAGAAGCGUUUCAGAACGGAGAGAAUUUGUCACCAAGCAGAGCAGGUCCCUCGGGAAGAAAACGCUGAGGCUGACAUCCUGUCAAAGCUUGGCCCGGAUUCUCCGGAUCACAUCAGGGCGAUGACCCAAGAAGAGGAGUUGCUCGAGCCAAGCAUCAGUCCCGGACAAGUACUGAUCGUCACACUCGGAGAAGAGCCGGACUGGAUUGAUGAGAUUACCAUGUACAUCCUUGACGGGUCGCUACCUGCCGACCCGAUCGCAGCCAAGGUGGUGAAGCGACGUGCACCCAGCUACACGCUGGAGUGCGGUCGUUUGUACAAGCGAUCGUACAAUGGUACACUGUUGAGGUGCUUAAGAGCGAGCGAGGCUCAGAAGCUGAUGGAAGAAAUCCAUGAAGGAAUAUGCUCAGCACAUCAAGGAGCCAUCACGAUGUCAAGGAAAGUAACCUUGCAAGGAUACUUUUGGCCAACGAUUAUUAGAGAUUGUGCAGAGUAUGUGCGUAAAUGCAAGGUUUUCCAAGAGUUCCAGAGGGUGCCGGGGCGACCGGCGACACAUUAUACCCCGAUCAGCACGGCGAUUCCCUUUGCUCGGUGGGGCAUCGAUCUGGUCGGUAUCUUGCCUCGAGGAACAGGAAACAACACAUAUCUGGUGGUCGCAAUCGACUACUUCACCAAGUGGGUCGAGGCCACCCCCCAGAUCAUCACUGACAACGGAACCCAAUUCGAGGCCGGAGGGUUCAAUGAGUUUCUACAGAGUUGGGGCAUAGGUCACAGCUAUGCAGCUGUCGGGUACCCUCAAACCAAUGGACAGGUCGAGAACACCAAUCGCACCAUCAUGGACGGUCUCAAGAAGAAGAUAAUGGAAUGCAAAAGUGCCUGGGUGGAGGAAUUGCCCUACAUCUUGUGGACCUACAGGACUACCCCAAGGAAGGCCACAGGUGAAACUCCUUUCUCGCUCACAUAUGGAUUUGAAGCAAGGGCUCCAGCAGAGACCUCAUUGUUGAGCUAUAGAGUGGAGACCUAUGCAGCUGUCGGGUACCCUCAAACCAAUGGACAGGUCGAGAACACCAAUCGCACCAUCAUGGACGGUCUCAAGAAGAAGAUAAUGGAAUGCAAAAGUGCCUGGGUGGAGGAAUUGCCCUACAUCUUGUGGACCUACAGGACUACCCCAAGGAAGGCCACAGGUGAAACUCCUUUCUCGCUCACAUAUGGAUUUGAAGCAAGGGCUCCAGUAGAGACCUCAUUGUUGAGCUAUAAAGUGGAGAUGUUUGAUGCACAAGAGAAUGAGGAGAACUUGAGGGCAGAACUGCACCUCGUUGAUGAGCGAAGGGAAAGGGCAUACAUGCGAGCAGAAAAUUAUCGCCGACAGGUCAAGUCAUAUCACGACCAGCGGGUACGACCAAGGAAGUUCCAGGUGGGCGACUAGGUCCUUCGGAAAAGGGAAGUCAGCCGACCGAUCGAUGGAGGGAAGUUUGCUAAAAGUUUCGAGGGGCCAUACAUUAUAAAGGAGGUUUUGGCUG
Molecule: messenger RNA, 4421 nt
Organism: Cuscuta campestris
Lineage: Eukaryota; Viridiplantae; Streptophyta; Magnoliopsida; Solanales; Convolvulaceae
Source: the annotation of a GenBank genome assembly